Molecule: messenger RNA, 1670 nt
Organism: Balearica regulorum gibbericeps (East African grey crowned-crane)
Lineage: Eukaryota; Metazoa; Chordata; Aves; Gruiformes; Gruidae
Source: RefSeq, a predicted model, not a curated record
AUGCUGGAUGCUGUACCAGGAUUCCUGCCCCGGAGAGCUUGCAGUCGUGUCACUCAAGUGACAGUAGUUUCAUCUAGACUGUCACAGACAUCCUCCCCUCAGUCGGGCUGCCCGUCACCUUCCAUCCAGACGGGGAAAGUCAUCUCCUCAUCCCAGAAGCACAGCAAGAAGGCACUCAAACAGGCCUUGAAACAGCAGCAGCAAAAGCAACAGCAGCAGCAAUGCAGAGCAGGCAUGCCCGUGUCGUCUAAUCAGCAGGUCCUUCUGAAGGCCGUCAAGGCAGCCAGUGACUCCACACCGGCAAAAUCAGCUUGGGAAGGAAAGCAGUCAGAUGGACAGUCAAGCAGCCCUCAGAACUCCACCUCCAGUUCCUCUCCCUCUGUGAAGCUUGAUAACUCCUUGCCAGGGUUGGGGAAGAAACCGUUCCAGAGAUCUGACAGGCUCCAUGCAAGGCAGCUGAAGAGAACAAAAUGUGCUGAAAUCGAUGUGGAAACUCCCGACUCCAUCCUCGUGAACACAAACCUGCGGGCGCUGAUCAACAAGCAUACGUUCUCUGUCCUGCCAACAGAAUGCCAGCAGCGCCUGCUGCUGCUGCUGCCAGAGGUGGACAGGCAGGUUGGGGCGGAUGGUUUGAUGAAGCUGAGUGGCUCUGCGCUCAACAAUGAGUUCUUCACUUCUGCUGCCCAAGGCUGGAAGGAGAGGUUGUCAGAAGGUGAGUUUACACCAGAAAUGCAGCUAAGAAUACGGCAAGAAAUAGAAAAGGAAAAGAAGGUCGAGCUGUGGAAGGAACAUUUUUUUGAGAGCUACUAUGGUCAGAGUUCUGGACUAAGUCCUGAAGAGUCCAAGAGACUGACAGCAAACACCAGCCCUGCUGAGCCAGAGACUGAAAAUCCAGCAGCUGAACAGCCAAAAUGCAUGCCAGCCUCUCUGGCACCACUCAAAGAGGAGGUUACUUCUCCAUCAGAGUCUAAAGCACAAGCAGUCCUGGAAGCACCAGCGAUGGAGAAGGGAGGAGAGGAAAGAGGACAGGAUGAGCAGCCCAAACCAGCCAAACCUGCAGAGGCCUCGGCUCCCCUGGAUCGGUGCGCACUGAAACCUAGCGACCACCCUCUCCCUGUAAAAGAGAGAGUCCAAGGAGAAUCCAUUCAAGAGAAACCACAAACUGCCGCGAGUCAAAAGGCAGAAGAAGAGCGAAAGCACACCGCAUCAAAGGAAGUGCGAAUGGGAGAGACUGUCAGUACCUCAGUUUUGGCCCCGAGUAAACCAAAGAGCCCCGAAGCAGGUGAGGUAGAAGCGAAGGUGAAAAGUCCAGUGAUUACUCCAGAAACUCCAGAAAAGAAGUCCCCUGUGAACGAAGAAAUGGAAGUCAGCAUUGAAGCUCACAAGAGGAAGUCAGAGAGUCGCGAAGAAGCUGUAACCACUCCUGAAAAAAAGCCACGCAUCAUGGAGAACUGUCAGCACCACCAGGCGUUUCAGACCCAGCCACAGUCCUUUCCUGCCACGGGGACCCCGGUGCCUCGGGUGCCCCCCCUCAAGAUUCCUGUUUCCAGAAUCUCCCCGAUGCCAUUUCCCGCGGGCCAGGUCUCUCCUAGGGCACGUUUCCCAAUCUCACUUACCAGUCCGGGAAGAACAGGGGCCAGAACCCUGGCAGACAUCAAGGCCAAAGCCCA